Ahaetulla prasina is the source of this 6530-nucleotide messenger RNA. RefSeq names its product zinc finger protein 345-like. The transcript has 2 exons. NCBI's taxonomy places the organism in Eukaryota, Metazoa, Chordata, Lepidosauria, Squamata, Colubridae. The coding region runs from base 255 to 2273 and encodes 672 amino acids. The record is from RefSeq and is a predicted model, not a curated record.
GAGGGGGAGAGAAGACUGGACCCCAAAGUUCAAAGGGAGCAGCCCCCACGACUGCUUCAUCCGCGCGCCUCACCGCGCAGGCGCCAUCUGGGUGAUUGAAGGAAGGCGGACUCUGAUUGGUCACUGUCGGGAGGGCGGCGAUUAGCAGGAGGACCCUUGGGGCGGAUCCUCUGAGAGAAGGGCAUGAAGUCUCCACUUCCGGAAACAAAACGGGCAACGAGGGAGCUGCCUGAAUCCAUGACAGAGGAGCCCGAAUGAUGCAGGAGGACGGAGGAGCCCGGCGCGGGAAGGAAGGCAGCGCCGCCCGAGAGGAGGAGGAGGAGAGCGGGCCCCCCGGAGCAGCCCUGCCCGGUCCCGGCGCGGCUUCCCCGGGAGACGGCGGGGAAAGGCCGGGGGGCUCCGGGGCUGCCGGAGGGAUGAGCCCAGGGGGAGCCCGGGAAAGGCGGCUGCCUGGAGGGCGAUGCGGGGAGGAGGAAACGGGCGGAGACUCCUUCGGAAGACCCAGAAAUCCCCGAAGGAUCCAGGAGGGAGGAAAGGAACAUCAGUGCCUGGAAUGUGGAAAAACAUUCAAUACAAAUGAACAUCUUCAAAGCCAUCUAAAGAUCCACUCUGGAGACAAACCAUUUAAAUGCCUGGAGUGUGGAAAGAGCUUCCAAUAUAGGAGCAGCUUUAGUAGACAUCAAGGAAGCCACUCAGGAGAAAAUCCUCAUAAAUACCUGGGGGGCGGAGGGUCCUUUGCAAGACCCAGGAAUCCCCAAAGGAUCCGGGUGGGAGGAAAGAAAUAUCAGUGCCUGAAAUGUAAAAAAUCCUUCAAAAGAAAUGGAGAUCUUCAAAGGCAUCUAAGGAUCCACUCAGGAGAAAAGAAAUAUGGAUGCCCGGAAUGUGAAAAAUCUUUCAAAAAAAAUAGAGAACUUGAAGACCAUCUAAGAAUCCACACAGGAGAGAAACCAUUUACAUGCUUUGAGUGUGGAAAGAGCUUCCGUCAUAGAGGAAACCUUUAUAGACAUCAAAGGAUCCAUUUCAUAGUGAAACCGAAUAAAUGCCUGGAGUGUGGAAAGAACUUCCAUCAUAGGGGAAACCUUUAUAGACAUCAAAGGAUCCAUUUGAUAGAGAAACCAAAUAAAUGCCUGGAGGGCGAAGAGUCCUUCGGAAGACCCGGAAAUCCUCAAAGGAUCCCUGUGGGAAGAAAGAAAUAUCAGUGUCCGGAAUGUGAAAAAUCCUUCAAAAGAAAUGACCUCCUUCAAAGGCAUCUAUGUAUCCACUCAGGAGAAAAGAAAUACGAAUGCCCAGAAUGUGAAAAAUUCUUCAAAAGAAAUGACCAUCUUCAAAGGCAUCUAAGACUCCACUCAGGAGAAAAACCUCACAAAUGCCUGGAGUGUAGAAAGAGCUUCAGUCAGAGGGGAAGUCUUUAUAGACAUCAAAGAGUCCAUUUACAAGAAGAGUAUGAAUGUGAGGAAUGUGAAAAAUCCUUCAAAACAAUUCAAAUCCUUGAAAAACAUCUAAGAAUUCACAAGCCGAAUAUAUGCCUGGAGUGUGGAAAGUGCUUCAGUCAAAGGGGAAGUCUUGAUACCCAUCAAAGGAUCCACACAGGAGAAAAACCCUACAAAUGCCUGGAGUGUGGAAAGAGCUUCACUAAUGGUUCAAACCUCCGUCGACAUCAAAGAAUCCACACAGGAGAAAAACCCUACAAAUGCCUGGAGUGUGGAAAGAGCUUCACUAAUGGUUCAAACCUCCGUCGACAUCAAAGAAUCCACACAGGAGAAAAACCACAUAAAUGCCUUGAAUGUGGAAAGUGUUUCAGUACGAGAGGAAUUCUGUAUGGACAUCAAAUCAUUCAUACAGGAGAAAAACCACACAAAUGUCUGCAGUGUGGAAAGAGCUUCAGUCGGAGAGGACACCUUGACGGACAUCAAAGAAUCCACUCAGGAGAAAAACCCUAUAAGUGCCUGGAGUGUGGAAAGAGCUUUAUUGAGCGUAGUAGCCUGCGUCAACAUAAAAGGAUCCACACAGGAGAAAAACCACAUAAAUGUCUGCAUUGUGCAAAGAGCUUCAGUCGGAGAGGACACCUUGACAGACAUCAAAGAAUCCACUCAAGGGAGAAACCAUAUAAAUGUCUGGAGUGCGGAAAGAGCUUCAGUCAGAGAGGAAAACUUUCACUGCACCAAACAAUCCAUUCAGGAGAAAAACCACAUAAAUGCCUUGAGUGUGGAAAGAGCUAUACUCAGCGUAGGGGCCUCCAUCAACACCAAAGAAUUCAUGUGGGAGAAAAAUGAUAAACAUGCCUGAGUAUGAGACGUCCUAGAGUGUAUCUCAGGAAUUGAAUUGAAUUGAAUUGCAUAUUUAAUUUGGCCAAGUGUGAAUAGACACGCUAGGAAUUCAUCUCACCUGCACAAGUUCUCAAUGUACAUACAAAGCAACAGAAUAAUGAUAUUCAUGAUAAUUAUAAUAAUUCCAAUAAUAGAGUUGAAUAAAGAAGAUAUUUAGAAGGGUAAAUAAUAACUGCCAAAUAAGGGACUUUCCCAGGUUGAUUAAUAAAGGACUUUUUCAAUUGUAUAUAAGAGAUGUUUCAACUGGCCUAAAUUGUACCUUUUCACAAAAUACUUUAGUGACUCAUGAUGCCAUUUCCCAUUUGAACGUUCUUUUAAUGCAAGGCUCAUUAUGAUAUUAUGGGCUGUUACUGUCCAUGUCAAUGAUGUAACUAACUGAGCAGGAUGAUUUCUUCCAGAAUGGAUUUGAUUUAAGUCAUGUCGAUUUAAAUCAUUAUAUAAAUCACUAUUAAGAAGACUUGAUUUAAAUCAACUUUUUAUAUUAUAAUUUUUAAAGACCAAAUGUAAUCUCUGUCCUGCAGUGGCUCCUCCGCUUACCAACUGUUGACUCACCGACCGUCCUAUUAAUUUUAAUGGGAUGGCUGGUGAUGCGGCAGGGACACAACAAGGUGAGGGACAUGGUGGGCAGCAGGUGAGUGGAUGCCCGCUAAGAGGCGCUGCUGCUGUGAUGGAUCUGGAAUGACAGGUACUCUUUAAUAUUUUAUUUAUAAGCUGCUUAGAAGAUUUCACUUCCGUUUUUACUGCUUGCCUUUCCUCCUCACACUUAAGAGCCUGGUGGUACUGAUGCAUUUCUGUCCAAACAAUCAUACAGUUUGUAGUCUACAUAGAUUUGCAAAACAGUGGGAUGAAGGAAUAUUCCUGAAAUUUGCUUUAUGAUUUAUCUCAUGGUUACUGUGAAAUUGUGUGAAUGUAUCAAUGCAGUGCAUGUUAUCUCGGCUUGCAGAGCUUCGAUUCAAUGAAUGAGUUUACCAGAAAUUUAAAUAUUGCAGAAAAUACAGCUUCACGCUACAUAACUAAGCUCCAUUUCAUGCUGAAUAAACUAUUGGCUGUACACCGCCCUGAGUCCUUCGGGAGAAGGGCGGUAUAAAAAUUUAAUAAAAUAAAUAAAUAAAAUAAAUUAUUAAGGCAUCUUAAAUAGAAGAUCUUUAUCUUUAGAUAGAUUUUUACCCCUAAAGCAUUUUAUUAAACGCAACUCAGCUGGGAUCGUCAGAGGAGCUUUUUAAAAGCAUUUUUUACAACUUCUUCGGCUGAAGAGGUUGUAGAAAAAAUGCUUUUAAAAGUUUAAAAAAAAAGUUGGCCACGCCCACCCAGUCACAUUACCCCACCACCACCAAGCCACGCCCAUAGAACCGGUAGUAACAAAUUUUAUAUUUCACCAUUGGUGUGUGUGAGCUGCUAAAGUGGGGCUGGCUGACUUAAUCCUGCUUACUGUCUCUGGGAUGUAUUUUGCGGUUAUCAUUCAUGACAGUUGGAUCUAUUGCCCCCAAACUGUACAGGUAGCAUUGAGCCAAAAAUUUCUGUUGUUGACAGCUGCUGUAACCCCAUUUUUUGCCAUAAUUGUCAGGUCAUAUCCUACAGUUGUGAAGUGAGUUGUGAAGUUGUUGUGUGAAUCCUCCAAUGACUUUGCGGGACACCAGCUGGAAAGGUUACAAAUGAUGACGUGACCCUGGCACAGCGCAGCCAUCAUAAAAACUUGCCAGUGGCUAAGCGCCUGAAUUUUGACCACAUGACCACGGGGGUGCUGGAACGGUCGUGAAAAUUGGUCAUGUAGCUUUUUUCAGUGGUGCUAUAAAGCGGGAUUUGAUACCACGCGACUGUUACACGAAGGAAUUGCUUGCCUGGCUUACCAGUUUUUAAAUGGAUGUUAGAAUCACUAAGCAAAUAGUUGUAAGUCAAGGACUAUCUGUACAGUGCUUUAAAAAUACUCCAAAAUUGCCUGCAAGUUGGAACCCACGGAGGCCAAACAUUUUCCUGCAACAACUCUGCAAAAGUAGCCCAGUUUGGUAGAAAAGCUGUUCAGCUGUUCAAACUGUUUCCAGCUAGCAUUUUUACUCAAUCCCCAAACCUUGGAGGUUUAUCUGUGUCCUCAGGGUCACCUGAGUGGUGCAAAUGGUUCUUGCAGGUUUCCCCCCCCCCUCUGGAAAUCCAUUCCUGCUGCCAUCCAAAGGGUGUUCAGCAGGGGUGAAAUGCUCCCGGUUCGGACCGGAUCACGCGAUCCGGUAGCAAUGGUGGCGGGUGGUUCGGAGAACUGGUAGUAAAAAUCCGUGAUCCCCCCGACCCUGCUGAGUUGUGCCAUCAUCAGAGGUGUUUUUUUUUACUUUUAAAAGCAUUUUUUCUUCAGCUGAAAAAAUGCUUUUAAAAAUAAAAAAAAAAGCCUUUGAGGAUCGCGUGGCUGAGCUGGGAUCAUCAGAACUCUUUAAACUCUUUUUUUAACAACAACAAAAAAAGGUUUUUCUUUUGACAAUCCCAGCUGAGUUGCCUGAUCACCAGAACCUUUAAAAAACAUGUUUUCUACAAGCUCUUCGGCCGAAGAGGUUGUUAAAACAAUCCUUUUAAGAGGUUUUGGCGAUCAGGCAACUUCAGCUGGGAUCGUCAGAGGAGCCCUUUAAAAGCUUUUUUUCCUCUGGCAAUCCCAGCUGAAUUGCCUGAUCAUCACAGACUUAAAUCAUUUUUUUACAACCUCUUACAACGGCCCCCACCCAUGCCUAUCCAAUUGCCUGUCCCCACUUCCUUAAUUGCUGCUUCUUUCGGGCUCGCUAAGCCUUGCUUUGCUUCGGCUGCUGCAAUCAGUUGCAUCAGCUAGCAACUGAAUCUGCCUGCCUGCAAUCCAUCUCCUCGGUGAGCAACUCAAUCUGCCUUUACUGGCUGAGGAACUCUGGGAGUUGAAGUCCACAAACCUUAAAAGUUACUAAGGUUGGAGACCCCUGAUCUUAAAAAUAUAAAUAAAAUACUAAAAUAAAAUAUUUGUGCAGCUUUCUGAGGUUUGGUGUUUCUGUAGUGUUUCACUCUAACUGCACAAAAACACAAAAUCUCACAAAGCUGUAUGUGGCAUUUUGUGUGUGUGUGUGAGUGAGUCAGUUGCGUUGUGUUUAUGUAAAGUGUGAAAGUUGGUUUUUGAGCUUUUUGUGGCUGUGUGAGGUUUCUGCUUGUUGCAGGGGCCAUUUUGGGUGAAGUGCAGCUGCUUUUACAUUGUGAGUCAGUUGUGUGUGUGUGUGUGUGUGUGUGUGUGUGUGUGUGUAAAGCAUGAAAGUUGGUUUUUGAUACGUCAUUGUUUUGUAUACUUUAUUAUUUUUUAUUAUUUAUUGUUAUUGGCCAUGCCCACCCAGUCAUCUGAUUAAGCCACACCCACUAAUUAAGCCACACCCACAGAAGCAGUAGGGAAAAAUUUUUAGAUUUCACCCCUGGUGUUCAGCCGAAAUUGCAUGGCUAAACGUCUGUAGAGAUUCUCCGUCAUCCGGGUCAGGGUUGUCCCCAAACGUGCUUUAUUCAAGAGGCAACUGCACUUUCUGUUUUUUUCUUUUGAAGGCGUUUCGCUUCUCAUCCAAGAAACUUCUUCCGCUCCAACUGGAGAUGUCACAACUGAAGAAGCUUCUUGGAUGAGAAGUGAAACAUCUUCAGAGAAAACUAAAUGUCAGCCUCCGCUUCUAUAUUGCUUGCUUGCUUGCUACGGCUGCCAUUGUAACGGGGAGGGGGAGGGAGUUGCCUUGGUUAUGGAGGAAGGGGGGAAGUGAGCUGGUGGAGAUGUCUUGUAACAGGGAGUAAAUUGGAGGAAUUUUCCCUCAGCAUUUUCUCUGCAGCUGGGAGGCGUGCUGAUAACCAGUCAAGGUCAACCGUCCAGGCAUAUCAGAAGGAUGGGGCCAUCUGAAGCUGCACCCCACAUGACCCCCUGGAGGAUUGUGGAGUGGAUAAUCCUGAUGACCCUGGUUUUGGGGACGUUUCCUAUAUGUGAUUUUCGAGCUUAUUGCCUCAGACCUUGCUUUUCUUUGAUUGCAUUCAAGUUCAUACUCAGUAAAAAAUACCUUUCUCUAUGAAAAUGGAGUUUUCGGGGUUUUUUCUUUCUUGAGUACUGAAAGGAGGCCUACCUGAUACCAAAUGAAGUCCAUCUGCCUCUUGAAAACGCACCUUUGGCAUAAGGCCUCCUGUCUGAGCAGGGGGUUGGACUAGAACAGUGGUCACCAACUGUGGUCCACGAGAAAAUUUUGG